AUGGGGCAUUCAGACAUAAGGUGUUCGUACAAGAGAAUUCAAGUUGUCGGACAAGGAGCUUUUGGAUGCUGCUGGCUGGUGCAGGGGGGACGCGGGGAGCCGUAUAUCCUGAGACAAAUUGACGUGUCUAAGAUGUCGGAUAAAUUGAAGCAGGAGGCUGCCAACGAAGUGAGAGUCCUCAGCCGAUUGCGCCAUCCGUUCAUCAUCAACUACCGAGAAUGCUUCGUGGAAGACGGUUUGCUUUGUGUCGUCACAGACUUCGCUGAAAGUGGCGAUUUGUACCGAAGCAUUGAGAAACAGCGAGCGAAGCAAGAUUUAUUUUCCGAAGAAUUGGUUCUACGUUGGUUUACCCAGAUUGCAUUAGCUUUGAAGCACAUUCACGAUCGGCACAUUCUGCAUCGUGACUUGAAGACCCAGAAUAUCUUCUUGGCAGGUCCAGGUGAAGGCAUCGUCAAAGUGGGUGACUUUGGCAUUGCUCGCGUGUUGCAGCAUACUCAAGAUCUUGCGAAGACGGCUAUUGGAACUCCGUUUUAUCUUUCGCCCGAAAUCUGUCAAGAGAAGCCGUACAGCUAUCAGUCAGACAUCUGGUCUUUGGGCUGCAUCCUCUACGAGCUGGCAACGCUUCGUCAUGCUUUUGAUGCAGACUCGAUGCGUGGCCUCGUUGUCAAGAUACUGCGUGGUAUUCCAUCUGAAGUGGCAUCAACUUUUUCGGUCGAGUUCAGGCACAUGAUUCCGAAAAUGUUGCAGAAGGAUCCUCAUCAUCGCCCAUCAGUCGAUGCGAUUUUGAAGAUGACCUUGGUGCGCCGCACGAUUCGCCACCUGCUUGCCGAUUUGGAAUCGCAGCAAGGGCUGUCGGCUGCGCCUCCGCAUCCGAAGGUUUUUUCGGAGGCCAGACGCCGACAUCCCUUGCCGUUAUCCGAAACAAAUAUGCGGCUCGACAGUCCCAAGACGAGAGCGGCAGCGUCAGCGUCUCCAAGUGGCCGGCAGCACCUGCAUGAUGCAGCUCACGAUGAGAAGAACUCCGCAGGUAGGGCGCCGAGCUGCCCAAGUCGAACAGACCACAAGAUGCGCGAUUCGUUUGACACAGUCCAGCGGCACUUGAGCCUGCAGGGCAAAAUGCAUCGUGAAGGUCGCGAGACAGGGCAUCCAUCCACAGUGACGGCAGCUGUGCAACAGCAAUUCAUGCUGUCAGGCUCCAGCGUGGCCCAAGAAGGGGUUGUCUACCACCGGCCCAAGGCUUGCCUGUUGCUUUCCGAACAGGACGAAGCAGAUCGCAUCUCUGGUGUUGUGCAUCCAGACGGUGGAAUGUUCAAUUUGCAUGUCAGCAAGGACGACUCGUUGGCUUACCGCAUCGAGGCUUUACGAUUUUUCCUGGAGAACGAAAUGGGCCUUGCAGGUUUCAGUGCGGUGUGCAAGCAGAUUUCCGAAGGUUCGACGGGGGGAAAGGACAUCGAUGGUGUUAUCGCGACUCUCAUGACCGAGGCCAAUCCAUUACAGAGUGACUGCAGCGAUCCCGCCUGGCCACCACAGGCCGAAAGGUACUUGCCCCUGGUGAAGAAGCUCGUUCUGCUUGAGCAGGAAUGCUACGGACUGGGAGGCAGGAGGUCAGCUGCUUCAAGGAGGUGCUGGUGA
Messenger RNA from Symbiodinium necroappetens, 1632 nucleotides. The record is from the annotation of a GenBank genome assembly. NCBI's taxonomy places the organism in Eukaryota, Dinophyceae, Suessiales, Symbiodiniaceae.